This is a messenger RNA of Haplochromis burtoni (Burton's mouthbrooder), 3786 nucleotides long. Its product is annotated as protein sel-1 homolog 3. NCBI's taxonomy places the organism in Eukaryota, Metazoa, Chordata, Actinopteri, Cichliformes, Cichlidae. Gene Ontology annotation, molecular function: protein binding. The transcript is spliced from 24 exons. The record is from RefSeq and is a predicted model, not a curated record. The coding region runs from base 15 to 3524 and encodes 1169 amino acids.
AGCCCUUUAAAAGCAUGCUAAUCACUGAACUUGAAACACCAGAAUUUCAGGUAAUGCUGCAUUGCAAUGGUACACCCAUUGCACGGCUGUUUGGAAAUGUUUUCUGGAAGUGUCAAACAGUGAGAGCCAAUGUUACUUACCACUCUGAAUGUCAAAUUUGCUUGUGGUUUUUAUUCAGUUUUAAACAACAACAAAAGAUGAAUGUGUUUCAUGUCAUCAUUUUUGGACAGAUUUUCACUGCUUCUGCUCUAAUGGGACAGUGUGCUUCACAAGUCAUUUCAGCCCACAGCAGUGAGACCCCGCCUGACAAUUUUAUAGGGUUUGACGCCGUCCCUGACAAAGUGGUAGAUGGCUCGGUGGUCCGCGUGCGGUAUCAGUGCUCUGGGCAAUGUCAGCUUGCAGUUGAGGUGGUGGUGUCCACAUUGCAGAAGACAGAUUUAGUGGUCUUCAGGAGAAAAUGGAAAAGCAGCAGACUCCGUGACUACAGGAUCCACCAGGUGCUGCUCAGACUGCCUCCGUCCAUUUCAUAUCAACGCGACUUUUUCAACAGGAACAUUUUGGACACACAGAAUGUGACAGUCCGUGGUUGGCUGGGCAGCUUUAAAAAUGGCAGUGAACUCAGCACAUACCACAGCUCCAUGUUGAGGAUUUAUAAAGCGCUGCAGAUAAUUCCACCCUCUGAGCGGCCAAGUAAACCUCCCACUGGUUGCCCGUCAUGGUCGGCUCAACUAAUGUGGCAGAUGACCAGCCACAGAAUCCAUCAGUGUCCACAUGAAUCAGACAUAAUCGAUAUGCUAAAGUUCCCUCUGGCAAGUACUGGUGAGCGCUUUGGAGUGAUCCGCAGGUUCCAGCCUUUUAUUGACAGAGCUCUAGAGAGAACCCGGCGUCACGCUGUGACACAGCCCAGCGUCACCUUAUCUGUGUGGAUAUACCUACUGAAAUGGUGUCAGAAGAAGCUCUGUGGGAUCAUCCAUCAUGUCAAUAGAAAAAAUUUAUAUGACACAGUUCUGAUGCAGCUUACGAACACAGGGAACAUCAUAAUUCAGGCACGGAAGAUAACUGGAGAAGAUGAAGCAUUUCAAGUCCAAGCAAUGUUGCCUCUCUUGAAAUGGAUUAGAUUAGACUAUUACAUACAGGACUCAGAGGUGCUGCUGGAAACCACAUGGGAUGGUCAAACUCAGAAACAUUUAUACAAAUUUCAGGACAGCAUUCAUUACGAUGACACAGAUGGAUACUUUGUGAUUGGAGGAGGCAGUUACUUACAAGGCAUCCGUGGGUAUUUUGGGCCUAUCAGAUACUACCGUUUUGGAACCAAACAGAUCAAAAACCAACUUCACUCCAUGCCAACAUUAAAUGAAUUGCAGAGGAUUCACCAAGAGUGUCAGGAAAUAAGAGCAUUUACAAAAGCUUUUAUGCAAGAAGUGAAUGAGAAUUACCUCCUGUCGCCAGUAAGUAGAGAUGUCUGUACCCCCGACUUCUUAAGGCUGUUGGGUCAGUUUGCAUCAAAAGAGAAAACAUGCACACAAACAUGGACGUUUGAAACACAGAUAAAGUACAGCACUCUCUUUCAGCUCUUGCUAAGAAAGGAGGUGGAAAUCAGAACAGGGUCUUUAAACUUGAAGGAUCUCGGGAGCGUUUUGUUUGAGGAGACAGUCGGAACAAUGUUCUCUGUGGAUAAAGCACAAAUGAAAAUCACAUCCCAAUCAAUGGCUGCGUUACAAGAAUCCUCCUGCUUAGGAAAUCACAGAGCAUCUCUCUUAUUGGCCACCAUCCAUCUCUCCGGCCUGGGACAUUCAGUCAAUCAUGAGCAGGGUCACGUCUAUAGUUUGAUUGGUGCCUUAGGUGAUGACCGUUUUGCCCUGAUGCAUGCAGGGUACAAACACUUGAUGGGAAUUGAUGGGUUUCCUAAAGACUUGGAAAUGGCUUAUAGCUACUAUUCCAACAUUGGAACGCAGACCUGUAUCGACAGUUCCAGGAUAUAUGAAAACAAGCAACACUCAACUGAACAUAUCUAUUUAAACAAUGAAGAAGAUUUAAACAGACUGACACAUGAGACAAAAGAUGAUUUCCAGUAUCUGAAAUUCCAAGCAGAGAGAGGAGACAUCGAAUCUCAGAAACGCAUGGGAACAAUGCUGUACUGGGGACAAAAUGGAGUCUCAAAGGACAUAGUGAGUGCGGCGAAAUGGAUUGAGAGAAGUGCUAUGCAAAUGAAGGAUCCCUCUGCGAUGUACGACUACUCCAUCCUCCUGAUGAAGGGCCAGGGAGUGAAAAGAAACUACACCCGAGCUUUUCGGCUGCUGAGAAAAGCAGCAGCAAUGGGCUCAAUUAACGCCUUGAAUGGUUUAGGCUGGUAUCAUGGGACUGUACUGAAGGACCACAAAAAUGCAGCGAAAUACUUUGAACAAGCUGCUUUAAACGGGAGCGAUGAUGGGAUGUUCAACCUGGGGAUUUAUCAUCUCAGUGGGAUGAACCCAGAUAGACCCUGGAGAAAUGAGAGUGCUGCUUUUGAGCAGUUUCUCAACGCGUCUCGGUUUGGUCAUGUCACUGCAUCAGUGGAAGCUGCUCGGUACCUUUCGAUGGGAAGCCUGGAAGGGGUGUCUCAGGAUAUGAAGAGAGCUGUAAUUCUGCUGAAAAAGGUCUGUGAGCGAAAUGGACACCUUGGAUUUAUGAUCAGAGAGGCUCUUCAGGCCUACCUCCAGGGCUCUUGGCAGGAAGCCUUUGUGAAGUACCUUUUGGCAGCUCAAACUGGUCUGGUUUUGGCCCAAAGCAAUGUUGCACACCUGUGCGAGGAGCUGAAUCUCGGUUAUGAAUGUCAGUGGAGAUAUCAUAACUACUCUAUAUUAAACUAUGACCCGCAUCCUUUCGCUCUACUGAAAAUGGGAGACUACUACUACUACCAUUCCCCCGGCACACAAGAGGACUCAUUAUCCUUGGCUGAGCAGGCCAUAUCAAUGUAUAGCAGAGCAGCACUAGCAGGCAGCCCUCAGGGAAUGUACAACUUGGUUGUUUUGGCACAAGAAGGCCACAGUCUUCCCCGGAGCAUCCUCAGAUUCAUUAAUGUUUCGCAUCACGAUGAUCUGGAUAUGGUGAUGGAGAAGAUCCUAAAAAGAUGUGUAGACAUGGAGGGUGAAGAGGCAGUGACGCCCUGUUCUUUAGCUCUGCUUGGACUCCAGAUGGGAAAAGCCUUGAGGAGAAUGACUCAGAAUGGUGCACAGCUCCUCUUGGCAUAUGCAUCUCUUCUUUCUGUCCUUAUCUUUGCUGUUGUGGUGCCUUUGCAGAGCAGUCUUGGGAACAGAAAUCCUACAAAUGCACUAAGGGCAAGGACAUCACCUGGAAGCUACAAUGGCGUCGUCGUGAACAGGGAGCAAGAUGGCAUCAUGGGAAGAACCUACAGAGGGGCAUGGAAUCUAAGGCUUACCAUGAAUGGGGAGCAGUGGUUGCGACAGAUCAGCGAUUUGGCGGUGACUGCGUCUGGCGUGUGCCUGUGUGCUUUCUGGACCACACUCCUCUAUCAUCUUUUAUGACAUAAGAUACCAAGAAGAGUGAUCCCAUAGCCACAGCAAAAGCCUCAGACGCUACAUAUUGUAAGAGCACACAUUUAGCAGAUGAGUUACAGAACUAUUCGUGUGACACAUUUGUGUUUUGGAGGCUUGUGACAGGAAGGGAGAAGGAAAAGAAGGUCAGGUUGUGAGCAAGCUGCUUUGGUUGAGUUAAUAAUUUUUCUCCUGUAAUCCUUUUUUUCGUUUUAUAUUCGUGGAAAAUAAAAUGCUUACCAUACAAUCUGAA